This is a messenger RNA of Schizosaccharomyces octosporus yFS286, 1596 nucleotides long. Its product is annotated as 3-hydroxyisobutyryl-CoA hydrolase. The transcript has a single exon. The coding region runs from base 85 to 1368 and encodes 427 amino acids. Gene Ontology annotation, molecular function: 3-hydroxyisobutyryl-CoA hydrolase activity. The record is from RefSeq and is a predicted model, not a curated record. Lineage: Eukaryota; Fungi; Ascomycota; Schizosaccharomycetes; Schizosaccharomycetales; Schizosaccharomycetaceae. Gene Ontology annotation, biological process: L-valine catabolic process. Gene Ontology annotation, cellular component: mitochondrion.
GUUCACCCCAAUGACAAGUAUCGUCAACACCAAACAACUACCAAAAGAAACCAAGGUGUUGGAAUAACCAUUUACAAUAAUUCAAUGAAUGGAAGAAGCCUAACUAUAAGAAGUGGGAAUACUAUACAGUUUUGUAAACGAAAUUAUUUAUCAGUGAGUCCAAUUUGCAAUCGUUUCAAUAUGUCUCGAGCAAGGAUUUUGAACCAGAAGUUUAAGGGUACCUUAGCUUCCAACUCGACUUCAGGAUCUAUUUUGAUGGAAAGUAAAUUAGGAGCUAGGGUUUUGACCUUAAAUCGACCAGAAAAGCUGAAUGCAAUGAACCUAGAAAUGGCUAAUUCGCUUCAUUCCAAACUUGUAAGGCUGGAGCAAUCAGACUUAGCAAAAGUAAUCAUCCUUAAGGGAAAUGGCAGGGCAUUCAGUUCUGGUGGUGAUGUAAAAGAGGCAGCCAUUGGUAUAAAGAAAGGAGAAUUAGAACGUGUACGAAAAGCAUUCACAGAAGAGUACCGUUUAUGCCAUACAAUUGCUACAUUUAACAAACCCGUAGUGGCAUUUAUGAACGGAAUCACAAUGGGAGGAGGUGCUGGGUUAGUCAUGCAUACUCCUUUUCGAAUUGCAUGUGAGGACACUAAAUUUGCUAUGCCCGAAACCACUAUAGGCUACUUUCCCGAUGUUGGGUCUAGUUUUUUCUUUAACCGCAUGCCAUCCCAUGUUGGAAAAUAUCUUGCUUUAACUUCCAAGGUGGUCAAUGGGGAAGACUGUGUACCAUUGGGAAUUGCAACACAUUUUGUUCCCAAGCACAUGCUUGGAGAACUUGAACAAAGACUUGCAGACUUAAACACUUCUGAUAUUAAUAAAAUUAGAGACACAAUUUGUGAAUUCGGCAGUGAGGUUCCCCAGCCAUCCUCUUUGUUGAAGCCUCAGACUCUUCAAACUAUUGAUAGAUGUUUUGCAUAUCAUGAUCAUGUCAGUAUCAUUCGUGCACUUCAAAAAGAAUCUCAGUCAGGUGAGGCCUCCGAAUUCGCCAAAGAAACUUUCGAGACUUUACUCCGGAAGUCACCCCUUUCUUUAGCUGUGACGAACAGUCUCAUUGAACGAGCUGGUAAAUGGACAAUUUCGGAAGCUUUGAAACAUGACAGUAUUGCUUCUUACCACAUGCUCAGUCAACCCGAUUUCUUAAUUGGGGUGGACGCACAACUCAUCUCCAAGACUAGAAAUCCCAAAUGGUCUUAUUCUUGGGAUCAUCAAUUUGGAGAUUUGAAGAACAUUUAUGACGUUCCCCAGGAAUACAAAAAUGGAGUCCCGUAUCACGCAAAGGAGCGAUCCCACACUAGUUCUUGGGAUUACAACAAAUAUCCUCACUCCUAUUAAUGAUUUACAGCCAUAUCAUUAAUCUGACUAUGUCACCUUACUUAUAUUUUGACCUUUAAAAUGAAUCGUUACAGCUACAAAAUUCUUUAAUAGCUAGCACUUAAAAAUGACAUAUUUUGGAUUAGUAGCAAGCCAGGGAUUAAAAAUCAUCUUGCCCGUAUCUUCAUUAACGUCAUGUCUAAUCCAUACUUCUAGUAAAAUACAUUCUUUUACUUCAUUAUCUUCCUG